AUGUCUGGAAGAGAUGACGCCGAGGAGCGUCGUCGCUUCACUACCCCAUACAGCGCCAAACACCCUAUUCCUACCAUCUCCAAGUAUCGUGAAGAGAGAACUGCUCGUCAAGAUGCAGCUGAAGACAGGAAGGAUUCUUCACCAAAAGCUGGAGAUUAUUCUGAACCCAAUGGCGACUACCAACUACAUCAAAAGUCAAGAGAAGAUGCUGGAGCCAAUCUAGAACCAGUAAAGACCCGUGAGGAUGAUGGAGAGGAGGAGAAAGACGACGACAAUCAGGAAGAUGGAGGAAUGCAAGACACUUCACAAGUUGAUGCCUAUGCAUCAGAUCCCAAGCAGAGAAGGAAAGAGCUCAAGAAGAGCAAACGAGAGAGGGCGGAGCGAGAAGUCACUGACCCUGUUACCCAUCUUCCCGUUACAAUCCACGAUUUUACCGAUGACGCUCUCGAAAGUGUAAGCGUGAACGAACCUCCUUUUGGUACGACACAGAAAACAGCAACUGGCGCAGAAAACAAGUCAAAGUCAGAUGAGCAGCUUGGCCACGAGCAGCGAGAAGUUCAACAAAGCUACGACGCCAUGGGCGAGUUGUUUCCCCCGCCGGAUUUCGAUGCCCUCCGUCUUGAACUUGCGGCCAUAAACAAGCGCGGCGUCACUUUUGGGCUUACUGGCGUUGCCAUCAUUGUUUCCGGUGCCUUUGCUUUCGAAAGACUUGUGCGAGAAGGACUCUUACAGGGCGCAAAGGCCGGCUCCUUUCUCGUUGGGGGUACCCUUUGGUUGGCAUUAGCUGCGGCCAGUGCUGGAGCCAUCUGGUUCCUAGUGGUAUCUGUUCGAGAAUGGAUCUCCAACAAGGUAAACAACAUCUUUCAUGACGAAGUCUGGGAUGCCCACCGAAGGGGUGUCGUAAAGGCAUCUAAGCAGAAUGAUACAGAGACAACUGUUUGGCUCAACUCUUUGAUUGGUUCUGUCUGGCCGCUUAUCAACCCCGAUCUCUUUGCUAGCCUUGCAGAUACCUUGGAAGAUGUUAUGCAAGCCUCGCUUCCCAAGUUUGUCCGCAUGGUCAGUGUUGAUGAUAUUGGCCAAGGAAGCGAGUCUGUCCGCAUUCUCGGUGUCCGAUGGCUCCCUACCGGAGCCGCAGCCCGGGCAGUUGGCGAAGAUGGGCAGAUCAUGACUCGAGAACAAAGUGAAAAUGAUACCCAAGAGAAGGAUGACGAGAACAGCGACAGUGGUUCCCAUAUUCAGGAUGGUAUGGAAGCUGAGGAAGGGGACUUUGUCAACCUUGAAGUCGCAUUCGCCUACCGCACCCGAUCAUCAUCCAAGUCUCUCAAGGAGAGAACCAAGGACAUGCACUUGUACCUUGCUUUCUAUCUUCCAGGCAACAUCAAGGUCCCGGUCUGGGUCGACCUCCAGGGGAUUAUCGGUACAAUGCGCAUGCGACUUCAACUGACUCCCGACCCUCCCUUCUUCGCCUUAUGCACGCUUACAUUCCUCGGCCAGCCCAAGGUAAACGUGAGCUGUGUACCCCUGAGCAAGCACGCCAUCAACAUCAUGGAUGUCCCCUUUAUCAGCAACUUUGUUCAAUCCUCUGUAGACGCCGCCAUGGCUGAGUACGUUGCGCCCAAGAGUCUAACACUCGAUUUGAAAGAUAUGCUUGCUGGCGACGAUUUUAAGAAAGAUACCAGCGCAGUGGGUGUAUUGGUGGUCAACAUCAAGCGCGGUUACGACUUCAAGAUGGGCGACUCUGGUAUUCCACUUAUCAAGGAUGGAAGCUCCGAUGGUUACGUUUCGGUCGGCUGGGCUAAGUUUGGCAAGGUGAUGUGGUCGACCCGGGUUUUGGAGAACGAAAUGGAGCCUUACUGGGACGAGACCUGCUUUAUACUUGUGUCGCCACAAGAACUCAACAUCGACGAAAGACUGCGUGUGCAACUGUGGGACUCCGAUAGACUAACUGCGGAUGACGACCUCGGUCGAAUUGAAAUACCGGUCAAGGAUCUGAUGAAGGACGAUCGAUCUAACGGAAAGAUGUGGCACCGGGAAGAUGGCUUCAGGGCUUUGAAGUCUAGUGAUGACAUGCCAGGAAAAUUGGAAUGGAGUGUCGGUUAUUACUCCAAGACCAGGAUUCAGCAAUGCCAGUUCGAGAAGCAGACUCAUAAUCCCGAAAUCCGCAAUAUGGAUCAACUCAAGGAGAGUGUCAAAGAAUCGAGCGAGCGUAAACUCCGGGAGACUAUGUUCAAGGAGGGCAAGAAGGAGCAUGACGCCAGUGAACUUGAGCAGCAGACAGCCCAGGAACUCAAGGCGGAACAAGACGCCAUGAUCAUUUCAGCACCCCCUCCCGAAGGUUAUCCAAGCGGCAUACUUAGCAUCCAAAUCCACAACAUUACAGGACUAGAGUUGGAGCGACUCAACAAGCGCAAGGCUGCAAAUGAUGCCGAGGCGACCGAUGAAGAGGAAACCGGUGAAGGCUUGCCAAGCGCAUACUGCACUGUCAUCCUCAAUCAUCGCAAGAUUUUCAAGACAAGAACCAAACCCCAAAAUGCCAAACCUUUCUACAAUGCUGGUUGCGAGAGAUUUAUUCGCGAUUGGCAAGAUUCCGAGGUUUUUGUCACCGUCCGCGACGCUCGUCUGAAGGAAGACGAUCCUCUACUGGGAAUAAUUCAUCUUCCACUUGCAGAGGUGUUCCGUGAACAUUCGCAGGUUAUGGGUUUCUGGCCCUUGACUGGUGGUGUUGGUUUUGGGCGUGUUCGUAUCUCCAUGGUGUUCCGCAGCAUUCAACUCCAGGCCCCAAGAAAUCUUUUGGGAUGGCAGUACGGCACUGUGGAAGUGAAUCCUACUGCUACAGUUGUAGACUGCCCCAAGGAUCUCCGCUCAUCAAAACUCAAGUUCCGAACCAGCAUCAGCAGUGCGAAAAUGUAUACCGAGGAUAAUGAAGAGAACCAAGGAACAGUCACUUGGAAGUCAAAGCGAGACAAAUCACUUGCUUUGGCCGUCGCCUCGAGAUAUAGCAGCUGCAUGUCUAUUGCUUUCCGAGAGAAGGGCUUCUUUGGAGAUGACACUGCUGCCUUUGCUGUUCUAUGGCUAAAGGAUAUUGUUGACGAGGAAGAGACAGAGUUGGAAUUGCCAAUUUGGAAAGGCGAUUUCCAGCGUGCCACGUCUUGCUGCUUGGAAGACUGUGGCGAGAGACUGGGCACGAUCAGGUUAAAGCUUACAUAUUGGUCUGGUCUGGGAAGUGCCCAUUCUCGAUGGGCGAGUCGCGACCCGCAUCUCAAGAAUGUUGUGGAAGUCAUCGAAAUGGCCCACGAUAACCUUGAAGUAGGCAGCCAGGAGAAGAAGGCUGGCAUUGUAGGGUCCGAUGACGAUGAGCAAUCUGGCCGCCGUUAUCGUUCAGGCUCUAUAGGCAGCAAUUCCGACUCCAGCUCAAGCUCCUCGGAUACAGAGAAUGAAGACGAGCAGGAACCCAGUGUUCCUAACGGCAGCAGCUCACAAAAGCAAGGUCCUAUAGACCAGUUGCGGGACUACCGUCGUCGAGACAGGCGGCUACAUCGCCAGCAUCGGGGUCUAAUGCAGUGGAAG
Molecule: messenger RNA, 3567 nt
Organism: Fusarium pseudograminearum CS3096
Lineage: Eukaryota; Fungi; Ascomycota; Sordariomycetes; Hypocreales; Nectriaceae
Exons: 2
Molecular function (GO): lipid binding
Source: RefSeq, a predicted model, not a curated record